Molecule: messenger RNA, 2565 nt
Organism: Rodentolepis nana
Lineage: Eukaryota; Metazoa; Platyhelminthes; Cestoda; Cyclophyllidea; Hymenolepididae
Source: the annotation of a GenBank genome assembly
AUGAGUAAAAAAUUGGAAAGGCGAUUCUGGUGUCUUUUGACACUUACAAGUCCUGAAGAUGUCUCGGAAUCUCAUAUAUUUGAGAUUUAUAAACUUGGAAAAGAUCCUUGCACUUUUAGUGCAUGUCGUACUAUGUGCGAAACGAAUAUUCGAUGUCUUAACGGUCUAUAUAAAGUGGAGAAAAAGAAUGACAACCGGGUUGAACCGACUGAUCAAACUGUGGAAAAUAAUAGCCCCUAUCUUGGGUUGAGAAAUCUCGGCAACACUUGCUACCUUAAUAUUUUUCUACAAUUGUAUUACCAUAUGCCUGAGUUUCGGAGACUCAUUUACGAAUUUGAUGUCAAAGACUAUGCCAGUCAAGCAAUUUUCAAAGAUUUGAAACUCAUUUUCGGCCAAUUACAGCUAAAGAUUGAGGGCCCUGUCGAUCCCUCGAAUAUAGCUGCAACUCUCGAUUUGGUGCCAACCAUUCAACAGGAUGCACCGGAAUUCCACUCGCUCUUUUUAAGUCUCCUUGGAGAAUGCUGCUCAAAUAUUCCAAGUUUAUUUAAAGGCUUCGAUGCUUAUGAAACGCGGUGCAAGAACUGCGACUAUCUCUCCCGAAGUUACUCAGGGUGUCUGCAAGUCAAGUCAACGGAAGAAUCUCUUGAAGGUACCAAUCAGUACUCCUGUUCCAAUUGCAACGGAAAGCGGGAUGGUUCUCGUCGACGCCGCAUCAUCUCCACCCCCAAGUAUAUCAAUUUCCACCUAAUGCGAUUUCGCAUGCGCGAUGAUAUGUCUCGCGAGAAGAUUACAGAUCGAUUCCGUUUUCCCGAUUUCCUUGACAUGGCCCCCUUUGUGUCAGGUGAUACUCCUUCAACUGAAAAGAGGGCAACGAACCAGAAUCUCAAGUACCUCUGUUUUUGUAUCAUGCUGCAUAUCGGUAGUCAACCGACUGCCGGACAUUACAUCUGCCUGAUUAGAUGUCGUGAAGGUCAGAAGACUGUUUGGAAGGUCUGCAACGAUGAAUUCGCGUUUACCAUUGCCGAUGAGGACUUUGAUGCCUCCUUGUUCAGCACUUCCAUAACUAGUUAUUCGGCUUACACCUCAAGAUUACAAAACGCUGCCUCCAAAGCGCAAGCAAAAGAGAAAGAAAGAAGAAGCUCUGUUGGAAGACGUAGUAGUCGUGGAAGGAAAAGUGUUGGCGAAGUGGAUGGUGAAGGGAAAGAUACUGAGACUGCUACACCAGUUGCCGACGGUUAUCAUUCCUCGACAACCGCCUACCUGAUCAUUUAUCGGCGCAUGGAGGAAGGGGAGGCGAAAGGUGAUUAUGGAACAGCUAAAUGGGAAGUAGAAGUUCCGGAAGAGGUUCGACUUGAAAUUGAAGAAAUGGAUUAUCACAAGCGUAUGGAGAAGGCAAGAGAGAAGGAGGUCACGUUGAUGCGACCGGCAUGGCGAAUGCGUCUCUUUGACCUCCUGCGAGCUUCCAUUUCACCCAAGCGCCCCAAAUGGUCUUCCGACGAUAGUUUCGCCUCCUUUUCAGACAUCUGCCUUGUUCCCACAAGGUGGCUCAAGAAGUGGUUUAACAAUCCUGAUAUUUUGCCCCCACAACUGCUCGAUUCCAACGGCGGAAAAAUUCUUCCUCUUGCUGGUGAUGCUACAUUUGAGUUGAAACCUUUUCUAUGUCGCCAUAAUCAUAUUUCCCCUACAAGUAGUCUUGAAAGUAUUCGAGCUAUCUCACCACAUCAGUUGGAUGUGGCUCUUCAGUGCGCAAAGUCUCGUACUUACUCAGAUGUACCCAAAGAGUCCACCAAAGGACCUUCCUGCCUGAGCCGUGAAGCAUUGGAUCUGCUUUCCCCCUGUGUGCAAUGUAUUCGUCAUCGAGUCACUGAUAAUCGUUUUACUGAGGUGUGUGAUACAAUCACCAAGGAGAUGCGGAAUUGGAAGAAGGUUAGCAAGGAUGGUACCUACCCAUUUGAUGGAAGCAGCGCCACAGAUGGUGAACAUCCAUUGGUUUACUUUGUUGGAACAAAGUCGUUUGCAACAUGGCGCUCACUUGCACAGACUCAUUACUCCAAAGCCCUUGAGUCUACUGAGCCCGUUCCCACAGAAUUCAAUAAGGAUGCCGUUUGUCCACACGGCGAGUUGAUGGUGGAAUCAUGUCGCAUUGUUAGCCCUUCAAUAUGGCAUCGAAUAAGGUCCCUUUUCAAUCCACCAUUUUCUGGGUUUCCUACGGAGAUUAACGAAUAUACCAGCAACUUAGUCAAGGACGCAAAAUGCUUUGAGUGCUGUUCCACUCUCUCGAGCUUAAAACUCAAGGCCAAGCAUGAGAUGAAGAAAAUGGGAUCCAUUCUCGAUGCGUCUGAUUACAUGCCUACGGACCGGAAUUUGGGUGAGCUUAUUCAAGAUUUCGGGAAGAACGAGGACAAAGCCGCAAUCUACCUACUUCCUGCUGAAUUUAUUCGCCAAUGGCGCAGAUUUUGUAAGGCAACCAAGGUCACUGAAACUGUAGCCUUUCUUCCCUCGGGUUUCGACUGUCCCGAUAUUCGGUGUGAACAUGAUCGUGUAAGUCCUCCAAUCAUGGCCUAA